AUGGGUAACGCCCAUGGACACCGUCAUCGCAAACACCCUAACUCCGUUCCUCCACCCCAUAAAUAUGACCAUCCCCCACCGUUCCCAACCCCACCACCACCCAUAUCCAAUUCCAACAUGCUGUCUCUCCCUUACACCCACGUCGACACCACCCUCCGCGCCCUCGCCGCCCAAGCCGAGGGCUUCGGCCGCUAUGCCGUCGGCGGCCUCCACGGUCCCCUUCACCGCGUCACAUCGCUCGCAGAUGAUGGACCGGGGUCACUGCGUGAGGCAUGUCGUCGAAAAGAACCGUUGUGGAUUGUGUUUGAGGUGUCCGGCACCAUUAAUCUCUCCUCGUACCUGAACGUGUCGUCUCACAAAACCAUCGAUGGUCGUGGCCAGAGGAUUAAACUCACCGGAAAAGGGUUGCGCCUGAAGGAAUGCGAACACGUCAUAAUCUGCAAUCUGGAGUUCGAAGGAGGCAGAGGGCAUGAUGUUGACGCCAUUCAGAUCAAACCUAAUUCCAAACACAUAUGGAUUGAUCGUUGUACGCUCGCUGAUUUUGAUGACGGGCUUAUAGAUAUCACACGAGAAAGCACAGACAUUACUGUCUCAAGGUGUCACUUCUAUCAGCAUGACAAAACCAUGCUUAUUGGGGCUGAUCCAUCGCAUGUUAACGAUAGGUGCAUGAGGGUCACUAUACACCAUUGUUUUUUCAAUGGGACGCGACAGAGGCACCCUCGUGUUAGGUAUGCGAAAGUGCAUCUCUACAAUAAUUAUAUCAGAAACUGGGGCAUAUACGCUGUGUGUGCUAGUGUGGAAGCCCAGAUUUUCUCACAGCAUAAUAUCUAUGAAGCGGGCCAGAAGAAGGUGGCUUUUAAGUACCUUACUGAGAAGGCAGCAGACAAGGAAGUGGGAGCAACUGGUACCAUAAGGUCUGAAGGAGACUUAUUCUUAAACGGUGCUCAACCAGGGUUAAUGACUGAGAGUGGUGAGUGCAUCAUGUUUCACCCCAGUGAACACUAUCCCUCAUGGACAGUGGAAGCCCCUACAGAUGAUCUAAAACACAUUCUUCAACACUGCACUGGAUGGCAAUCCGUUGCUAGACCAGCAGAUCAAACACUAUGA
Molecule: messenger RNA, 1107 nt
Organism: Sphenostylis stenocarpa
Lineage: Eukaryota; Viridiplantae; Streptophyta; Magnoliopsida; Fabales; Fabaceae
Source: the annotation of a GenBank genome assembly